UUUUUGAGGUCUUUGUGCACAUAAUUCCUGUUGACCAUGUUAUGGUGAUCACUGCGCGUUUACUGUACAUCAGAUCAGUUGUGUUACAGGCUAUUGGCAGCUAAGAACAAUCAGCAACUAUGAGCAAUAAGGAAGGCUCAGGUGCAUUUAAAAAACGAAAAAAUGACAAUUUCUCACGACCUCAAAAGAAAGAUGAAAGGGGAAAUGCCGUUGACGUAUCAUCACCUGUGAUCAUUGCUUUUAAAUCAUUUCAGCAAGAGCUGGAUAUAAGGCAUGAUAAAUACGAGCGACUUGUGAAGCUUGGCCGGGAUAUAACUAUUGAAAGCAAACGGACAAUAUUCCUUUUACAUAGAGUCUUAAGUGAACCUAACAAAGAUGAGGUCUUGACUGAAGCAGAAGCCAAAUUAGCUGCUGUUAGACAGAAAAUCAAGCAGAUCGCUCAAGAAUUAGAGGGAGAAGAUAUGCAUCAAUACCACAGAGCAUUUACACCUGGUCUACAAGAGUAUGUAGAAGCUGUGACGUUUCUGCAUUUUAUAACAACAAAAAGCCUUGUUUGCUUGGAAGACAUCAACAGACAAUUAAUAUUUGAAGACAUUGUAAAGAUUCAGGAUGCAAACACAUCAGAGCCACUUGAUGGGCCACUGUCAAGUUCAACAGAUAAGGAGCAAACAAAGCCAAGUAUGCUGAGCGUACAGAUCACUCCUGUGGAUUACCUGCUUGGCGUAGCUGAUCUUACUGGAGAGCUUAUGCGCUUGUGCAUAGGUAGCGUUGGAAACGGUGACAUAGACACUCCCUUUGAACUGAGCCAGUUCUUACGGGAGAUCUUCGACGGAUUCUCUUAUAUUGGAAAUACUGGGCCCUAUGAAAUUUCAAGGAAACUGCACACACUGAAGCAAAGCUUAGCUAAAGUCGAGAAUGCCUGUUAUACUUUAAAAGUUAGAGGGUCAGAGAUUCCCAAGCAUAUGCUUGCAGAUUUAUUUUCCUCCAAAAGUGAACUGAUUGAACACGACGAUGGCAUUUCUUAAGGAGUUUGUUCUUGACUGAAAGUAUGACAGGGCUGCCAGUGGGUUCAUUUCUACUUUAUUAUAUAUUUUAAAAAAUAUAACACGGUCUUGUUUGUAUUGCUUAUACACAAUGAUCACUUUCAGUAAUAUUGAUGUAUACCUUUGGCUGUACUUUAUUUUAACUAUAGUAUUUCAUAUUGUACAGAACUGCAAAUGACCUGUUUUGCUUUAAAUGCAGUUAUCAACGUAAAAUAUACUUAUCAGUUGUUGGCUGUGUUUCCACAUUUCCAAAGUUUGUUUUUUUUUCUCCAGAAAUUAAAGGAAAUAAAGUUAAGUGUCAUUCGUUA
Molecule: messenger RNA, 1351 nt
Organism: Bombina bombina (fire-bellied toad)
Lineage: Eukaryota; Metazoa; Chordata; Amphibia; Anura; Bombinatoridae
Gene: TSNAX
Product: translin associated factor X
Exons: 6
Coding region: 120-1025 (301 amino acids)
Cellular component (GO): cytoplasm; nucleus
Molecular function (GO): RNA endonuclease activity; RNA binding; sequence-specific DNA binding
Source: RefSeq, a predicted model, not a curated record